Messenger RNA from Erinaceus europaeus (western European hedgehog), 4977 nucleotides. It is a transcript of the gene SERAC1, whose product is annotated as serine active site containing 1. The record is from RefSeq and is a predicted model, not a curated record. The coding region runs from base 472 to 2433 and encodes 653 amino acids. NCBI's taxonomy places the organism in Eukaryota, Metazoa, Chordata, Mammalia, Eulipotyphla, Erinaceidae. The transcript is spliced from 18 exons.
UUAUGGUAGUGCAGGGGAUUGAACCUGGGACUUUAGAGCCUGAGGCAUGAGAGUCUCUUUGCAUAACCAUUAUGCUAUCUACCCCUGCCUGCCAGGCACAUUUAACUGGAAGGAAAGAGAGACAGCGUGGUCUAUUUGCCAUUUGUGUAUCUGGCUGCAAUCCUGGGGUCUUAGUAGUAAAACGAAGAAGGGGUGCACACACGGUGAUGUGUGUGCUCUACUGCGUGCACCGUCUCCCACCCCCUCACAGAUUUCUGACAUGCGCACACGCAGCAGUCCCCUCCCAUGUGCCCUUUCGUCGCUUGUCUGUCACCUCUUUCCUUCCUUCUUUAAGCCUGAUCACCUACAGUCUGUCUUGUCCACAGAAGGAGCUGAGAGACAUCCCAGUGCCGGCGCUUUACUGUUGCCAUAGCAGUCAUGAGGAGGGCCGUAAUCAGGGCUUGAACUCGCCGCCUACAGGGAAAAGCCAGAAUGUCCCUGGCCGCUUACUGCACUGUCUGCUGGAGGACAAUAGGAACCGCGGCUCCUCCGCCCCAAAGCAGAACUUCCUGGGCCGCCAUCAGAAAUAUAAUAAAGUUGACUGGAUCACUUAUUCUAGGAGGUUCUUUAUUUCUUACAUAUGAAGUUCUGGCCCUGAAGAAGUCUCUGGCACUGGACACUGAGGUGGUAGAAAAAGAAAAAAUGAAGUCGUACAUAUACACUCACACGGGUUCUUUGGAUGAAACAGAAAACCAGGGAAUUGCUUACCAAGCAAGAAAAGAACUCCACAAAGCAUUAAGGAAAAUACUAGUAACAUCAGCCAAGAUAUUUCGGAGUCCAUUUUCUGGCCCCUUCAGCACAGUGGACGUGGAGGACCACGAGUGCUCCGUGUGGCUGCUCCUGCGGCAGAGCCGGGAGGACUGCAGGGAGGCGAGGCUGCAGGCCGUGCAGGAUCUGUCCCAGGCCCACCACUGGCACGAUUACCAGUACAGGGUCGUGGCCCAGGCCGCGGAUCUGAGGACCCUCAUUGGUUUGGCGCGGAGCAAGGAGACUGAUCUUCGCUUCUUCCUCCCACCACCUCCUUUACCUGCUUUAAAAGAAGACUCCAGCCUGGAAGAGGAGCUCAGGCAGCUGCUGUCCUUGUUGCCACAGACGGAGCUGGACGAGUGCGCCCAGUACUUCACGUCGCUGGCGCUGAGCGAGAGUGGCCAGAGCCUGGCUGCCCAGAAGGGUGGCUUGUGGUGUUUCGGAGGAAAUGGACUUCCCUACGCUGAGAGUUUUGGAGAAGUUCCUUCGGCUACAGUGGAGAUGUUCUGUUUAGAAGCGAUUAUAAGGCAUUCGGAGAUCCCCACGCACUGUGACCAGAUCGAGGCGAAUGGGGGCCUGCAGCUGCUGCAGCGGCUGUACCAGAUGCACAGAAACUGCCCCAAGGUCCAGCGGAACAUCCUGCGCAUCGUGGGCAACAUGGCCUUGAACGAGCGCCUGCACGGCGCCAUUGCCGGCUCAGGCUGGGUGAGCAUCCUGGCCGAGGCCAUGAAGUCCCCCCACAUCAUGGAGGCCUCGCACGCCGCCCGGAGUCUGGCCAACCUGGACCGAGAGACCGUACAGGAGAAGUACCAGGACGGGGUGUACGUGCUGCACCCCCAGUACCGCUCCAGUCAGCCCAUUAAAGCAGAUGUCCUUUUUAUUCACGGCCUUAUGGGAGCAGCCUUCAAAACCUGGCGUCAGCAGGACCCUGAGCAGAUGGCCCCACAGGUCUGGGAGGAUGAAGCCAGCUACACCACGUGCUGGCCCAAGUCCUGGCUGGCAGCGGACUGCCCUGCCCUCCGGAUAAUCUCCGUGGAGUACGACACCAGCCUCAGCGACUGGAGAGCCCGCUGUCCCAUGGAUAGGAAGUCCAUCGCCUUCAGGAGCAGUGAGCUGCUCAACAAGCUCCGAGCCGCUGGUGUCGGGGACAGGCCCGUCAUCUGGGUGUCACACAGCAUGGGAGGUCUUCUCGUCAAAAAGAUGCUUCUGGAAGCCUCGAAUAAGCCGGAGCUGCGUGCCGUGACAGACAACACCAGAGGGAUCAUCUUCUACAGUGUCCCGCACCACGGCUCCCACCUGGCUGAGUACUCUGUCAAUGUCCGCUACCUGCUCUUCCCGUCUUUGGAAGUCAAGGAGCUGCGGAAAGACUCUCCUGCCCUGAAGACCCUACACGAUGACUUUCUGGAGUUUGCCAGAGACAGAAAAUUCCAGGUGCUGAAUUUUGUGGAGACGCUGCCCACCUACAUUGGAAGCAUGAUCAAGCUCCACGUGGUGCCUCCCGAGUCUGCAAAUCUCGGCAUCGGAGACCUCAUCCUUGUGGACGUGAACCACCUGGACAUUUGCAAGCCCAAGGAGAAGGAUGCUUUCCUGUACCAGCGCACGUUACAGUUCAUCCGCGACACCUUAGCCAAAGACCUUGAAAACUGACAACAGCUGUCUUCUCAUGCUUUUCACACGUCAAGGUCGCUGAGGACCCGGCUAGACGUCUUUGUGGCUCCCGUGUGACUGGCCUCCAGGGUCACACACAUGGGAGAUGCUCGCUACCAGUCCUGCAAUGGCGUCACUGAGACACAUGGCCCACACGCACCAGAAACAUCCACCGCCCCCAGAAAGGACACUGUCAGUACAAUUACAGACGUGCACACCUGACGUCAGAACGUUUUCUCACCCCCUCCCCCCAAGUAACACCAGCAGGCACCCACCCCCGGCAGACACCGAGCCACCUUUUGUCUCUGAGACUGGCCUGUCCGGGCAGCCCAUGGGCGUCUUGACGUCUCUCAGCGUGCUGUUUUCCGGUUUCCUUCAUCAUGCAGUCAUGUGUCUAUAUCCUUCAGCCUUUUUUCAUGGCCAAAUAAUAUUCCCAUGUGUGACUUAGCCACACUGUAUGUCUCCAUCUGUUGAGUGUUCGGGCCCUUCCUGUUUUGGGAUAUAUGGAUCAUGCUGUGAUGAACAUGUGAUGGCCAGGUUUAUAUAUAUAUAUAUAUAUUUUUUUUUUUUUUCAGAGCACUGCUCAGCUCUCUGGUUUAUGAUGGUGUGUGUGGGAUUGAACCUGGGACCUUGGAACUUCAGGCAUCAGAGUGUGUCUGCACAACCAUUAUGCUAUCUCCCCCGAUGUCCAAGCUUCUUAUGUGGCCAUCGGCCUCCCAUUGCUGUGGGUGUGCUGCCGCCACCCUCCCACCCCCAGAGUGGGCAGGCUGGUGCUGGGAAAGCAGCCCUGGGUGGACUGGGAUAGUCACAGCCAAAGCCGCUGGGCCCAGCGCCUGGUGAACCGGGGUGCUCAGUGAACCCCUGGGACAUCCCGCCGUGUGGUCACAUGACUUGGCGAGUGACCUGGCCGUUGGUUUUUCUGAGUAGAUACAGUGGGUGUGGUCAGCCGGGCCCAGCAUGGGGGACCCCCGCAACCUCCCCUCAGAACCCCGCUGAGCCCCAGCCGUAGGGAGACAGAUACAUGUUUGCUCUCUUCUCUCACUGUAUGGACAGAGAAGCCACUGUUGGAACAGCCGUUCAUUGGCAGAGUAAUGGACGGCCAGACGGAAGCGCAGCUCCUGAGAACCUCCAUGUAGCUGUGCUUGGUCGCUUCUGUCAUUUUCACCAGAUCCCUGCUCGGCUCGGGCUCACAGUGGUGCUGGAGCUUAAACCUGGGGCCUCGGUCUUCUCGCAGAGAGCCGCUACACCAGCUCACCAAAAACAAAGGUUCUGGGGCCAAGGAGACAGCACAGGGUUUUGCAGACGACUUUCCUGCCUGAGGCUCUGAGCUCCCAAGUUCAAUCCCUAGCACCACCAUCAGCCAGAGCUGAGCAGGGCUCUGCUUAAAAAAAAAGAAAAGAAAUAGAAAGUCUGGUGGCCAGGUUCACUGAUAGAAUGCAUGAAGGAAAAAAUAAAAUAGAAAGUCACGGUCUAGGAGAGAGGUUCAGUGGAUCUAAGGUAAUUCUGAAUUUUCAGGCAAGCCACUUAACGUUUCUGUUUUUCUAUGAAACACGCCUGAUGAACAUAAAGUCCCUUCAGUGGUUAGUGAGAUUUUGAAGUCCAUACUGUUUGUUUUUAAUAAACAACACCUGAAUAAACACUUUGCAGACACAAAACCUAGACCAUAAUAAAAUGUCUCUCCUAGUUCAGUCAGCCUCCAAAUGUUUUUUCUGUGGAAAAUCAAACAAAAACACCUCCUAAGGAGGCUCAGACUUCUUUCCCUCACGUGAGAAGCUGCUGUAGAGAAUGGGAAGAAAGGAAGCAGAGUAGAGAGGGCUUAGGGCAUGGGGGCGGGCAGCGUAAUGGUUAUGCUAAGAGGACUCUCCUGCCUGAGGCUCCAAAGUCCCAGGUUCAAUCCCGUGCACCACCAUCUGCCAGAGCUGAGCAGUGCUCUGGUAAAAACAAACAACAGGAGUAGAGGUCAUCGCAGGGCAAACCACUAGGAGAGGCCGUGAGUAAAACGCAGGUGAACGUGAAGACAGCUGCCCUUACCAGCCAGUCACUCACUCCUCAACACUGUCCCCCUUCAGCUGCGAGAUGAACCCCAAACUCAGGGACACCGAGCUGCUCCUGCACCCGUGUUUGAAUCAGACAGACUGCAGAGUAGCGCUCUGGCUGUGCCGGCUUCCUCACGACGCCUCACGUCCCCACACUCGCCUGGGGAUGGACCAUCAGGGCGGCGGGUUUGCCCUCUGCUUGGGAGGGACUCGGGGACCCAGCACAGCUCCGCGACCCCUGCCUGCCCUAUGAACUCACGAUUCCUACUCUCCCCUGGGUUUUCUGAUUCCUGGAAUAUGAGUUCUAGACCAAGUCCUCCUGUGUCUUAGUCAUGUUAAACACCUUGAGGCAGAAUUUGGUUUUUAUUGACCUUUGGUAUCAAAACCUGUGCAUGUGUUAAAUGUAAAACAUUAAUUCCCCAAUUAAAAAAUAAUAAAACAAUUUAAAAAAACCUCUGCAUGAAAAAAAUGUCAACUUGUUCAAUAAACAUCAUUUCAAAGUACUAAA